Miscanthus lutarioriparius is the source of this 414-nucleotide messenger RNA. NCBI's taxonomy places the organism in Eukaryota, Viridiplantae, Streptophyta, Magnoliopsida, Poales, Poaceae. The record is from the annotation of a GenBank genome assembly.
AUGUCCAAGCAAAAGGCUGUGAUCAGGCUGGGCGAACCGAACACCAAGAACCGGUCUAAAGCCAUGCAGCUGGCAUCCAAAUCUGUCGGAGUGAACUCGGUGGCGAUCACCGGCGAAGCCAAGGACCGGCUGGAGGUGGUAGGAGAAAGCAUCGACAUCCCCUGCCUGAUCAACCGCCUGCGCAAGAAGGUCUGCCGCGCCGACAUCGUUGUGGUGGAGGAAGUCAAGGACAAGAAGAAGGAGGAGGAGGAGAAGAAGAAGAAGGAGGAAGAAGCCAAGAAGAAGGCGGAGGAAGAGUUCAAGAAGCUCUGGGGGGCGUACCCGCCGCCGUACUCCGGUGGUUAUUACCGCGGGCUGCCGCCGACGCCAAUGUUUCUAUGCGAGGAACAGCCAGCAGGUUGCCACAUCAUGUGA